Messenger RNA from Homarus americanus (American lobster), 690 nucleotides. RefSeq lists its product as uncharacterized. The record is from RefSeq and is a predicted model, not a curated record. Bases 1 to 690 code for a protein of 229 amino acids. NCBI's taxonomy places the organism in Eukaryota, Metazoa, Arthropoda, Malacostraca, Decapoda, Nephropidae. The transcript has 2 exons. Gene Ontology annotation, biological process: DNA integration; DNA transposition. Gene Ontology annotation, molecular function: DNA binding.
AUGUCCAAGAGAGUUACUAAGCAUGAGGAUAUUGCACAGGUGAUUGUUUUAUACAAGGCUAAUCAUAAAGUUACUGAAAUAGUUGAAUUAACCGGUGUGUGCCACCGGUCAGUGUACCGAUUCAUCUCGGGGUUUGAGGCAAACAGCCAGGAAGAGUUGCCUACCCCUAAACCCAGGUCUGGGCGACCACGGCUUACGUCUCCUAGAACCAGGAAGGUGAUUGCUAGGCAAGUUAAUGCUAAUCCUAAGCUCAUGGCCCGGGAAUUAAAGCAAGCUAACCCCGGACUCUUUGGUCAAGUCUUCUUAAGGUCGGUGCAGCAGCUUCUUCAUGACGAUCUCGGUUAUCGCGCCUACCGACCACGCCGUAAGCCCCUGCUGACUGCUGCCCAGAAGAAGAAGAGGAUCACUUUUGCGAAGAAGUACAGUGUCUGGUCCCUUCAGGAUUGGAGGAACGUCCUGUGGAGUGAUGAAGCCACGUUUACAGUGAGUGGUUGUGGUCACGAUAGGGUGUACCGCCGGCCAGACUCUGACCCGCUCGACCCCAGGUACACCGUCAAGACGGUCAAGCAUCUUGAUUCAGUGAUGGUCGGAGGUGUGCUCAUCAGGUUGCUGAUGGCAUCAUACAAGGGCAGGUCCCACAGGUCAGAGGUGUCAUCAGUUGCUGCUGAUGGCAUCGCUAUUAGCAACUGA